AGUAACCUAGUAUCUACGAUGUAUGUGGACUUGUGAUGCAUGUAUUGUGCAUGUUGUGGACUGAGGAAAAGAUUUUCUGUCACAUUAAAAUAAAUUAUAAAUUUAUCUUAGGAUUUGUCAGAAUAUUACUAUAGUGUUUGGGGUUUGUGGGUGAUAUAGUAGGAGAAGUAUUUACAGGUUACAACGGCAGAACCAUCUAAAAAACGGUCUCGGAAGAUGGCGGAGACUGAAGCAUUGAAACUGAAAUUCGAACCAUUGAUGUUGAGAUUACAAAUCCAACCAGCUAGUUCCUGAGCUAAGCUGAACACAUCUGGUUUUCAGCCCACACUUGAAUAUGGUGUUAAGCUUUAGAGUGUCAGAGCUUCAGAUGCUUUUAGGCUUUGCUGGUCGUAACAAAUCAGGGAGGAAGACUGAAUUACAGGCUAGAGCUGUGGAGUUACUGCGACUGCGUUCCACUCCUGUUCAGAUGAAGAUUAAGGACUUGUAUAAGUCUAUUCAACAAGGUCAGGCUAGUGGGUUAAUGCCCUUGCAGCAACAACAGCAGCAGCAGCAACAACAACAACAACAACAACAACAACAGACAAAUCCUACUGCAGCAUCCGCGGCAUCAUCUACAGGCGGCAGAGAUCUGCAGCCAGUUCAUAACAGUGCAAUGCAGCAGCAUACCCAACCACAACAGCGCAAUGCAGUUUAUCAGCAGACUGGUUACACAGGUCAAGGUGCUGAUAGGCAGAUACAACCGCCUCGAGGUAUGUAUCCCAAUAACAUGUACCAGUACCAGCCCAAGGCAUCUCCACCUGCCUCAACAGCUAGCAACUACCCAGUGCAUCCAGAUGUGAGACUAAAACGCCUGCCUUUCUUUGAUAUGAUGGGAGAACUGCUGAAGCCAUCAAGCCUGGUUCCCCAAGGCACACAGAGGUUGCAGGAGGGUAAUUUUGUAUUCCAUCUAACUCCACAACAAGCCACAGAUAUUGCAAGUUCAAGAGAUUUGAGACCUGGAACAAAAGUGGAAUACGCAAUUCAGGUACAGAUGAGAUUCUGCCUGCUCGAAACAUCGUGUGAACAGGAUGACUUCUUCCCUCCAGGCAUUUGUGUGAAAGUGAAUGGCAAGAUGUGCCCCUUACCUAACCCUAUUCCAACUAACAAGCCUGGUGUUGAACCAAAACGGCCACCUCGCCCAGUAAACAUUACAACAAUGGUAAAGCUAAGUCCUACGGUAGCUAACCACAUUACUGUUUCUUGGAAUGCGGAGUACGGACGCGGUUAUGCUAUAGCAGUGUACCUAGUUCGGAAAUUGACUUCUUCAGAAUUGUUACAGAGACUGAAAACUAGAGGUGUAAGACAUUCAGACUUCACAAGAGGUCUCAUCAAGGAGAAACUAGCUGAGGAUGCAGACUGUGAGAUAGCCACUACAUCAUUACGAGUUUCCCUGGUAUGUCCACUUGGCAAGAUGCGGAUGAGUACACCAUGCCGUGCCUCCACUUGCUACCAUCUGCAAUGUUUUGAUGCAUCUUUAUACCUGCAGAUGAAUGAAAGGAAGCCUACAUGGAUGUGUCCAGUAUGUGAUAAGCCAGCAUUGUAUGAUAACCUUGUCAUAGAUGGAUAUUUUCAGCAGGUUCUCCUGUCUGGAAAACUUUCAGCAGAUGGUAAUGAAAUCCAGUUGCAUCAGGAUGGUUCCUGGUCUUCGCUAAUUGUUAAGAAAGAACAGACCAGAGUAUUGUCUCCAGUGCCACAGGAGAAGCCUGUAGUCAAGAUUGAGACUGUCUCUGAUGAACUUGAAGUAAUCCAGUCUCCACCAAAGGAUGAACCAAAAACGAAAGUAACUGUAGUUGAUUUAACAUUAAGUGAUUCAGAGGAUGAAGCAGAAGUACCAUUGAAGACUAAUACAACAGUCAAGCCAGAUUCAUCUAAUCAGGCUGUGAACAGUGUAUCGGGAAAUAGGGUACAUUCAGAUACAGGUGUGAGCAGCUCCGGAGGCAGUGCUGGAGGCAACAGUUCACAUACGGGGCUUAGUUCUGUGUCCAGCUCUGGGUACAUGAGCCCCAGUGUGAUCACUCUGGACAGCCCCUCCCCACCUGCAACACCAACACCACCAGCACCACCACCACCGCCUAUGCAACCAUUGCCAGGUCGGAGCCCUGGUCUGCGAAUGCCACAUCCCAUAUUUCCAAAUUCUAUGUACCUUCCAUCUGUACCAACAUUCCUGGACCUAGACUCAGAUUCCAAUAGCCCACAGUCAUCCAAUACAACCCCACUUUAUCCUCCUCGCUACUGAGUUAGUGAAGUCGCUACAGAUGCCUUGCCAGUGAACGCGAAAUUAAACAGUGUCAUGGUAUGAAGAAUUUAAAUUUGUUGAAAUAAAUCUGAGCAAUGUGAUUCUUGUACAAAGUCUUACAUUUUAUAAUUUCAGGAGACUUUUUUAUACAGAAGUGGCAUUGUUUGUUUUCCUUCCCAUAUUGUGUCACCAUUACUGUAUGUAUAUAAUGAGUGUUACCUUUAUUGUUUGCGUCUUGUUGUGUAUUACUAUGUAUUAUUAUUUGACUGUCAACACAGCAUAUUCAUACUAAACCAGUCAGAUAUUACUAUAUUAGUAUAUUAAUAAUUGUUUAUUAGUACAUUUGCUACAUGUUUCGAUCCAGCUGGAUCAUCAUCAGGCAGAUAUUCAUGAAAUGUACACUUGAAUU
This is a messenger RNA of Cryptotermes secundus, 2684 nucleotides long. It is a transcript of the gene Su(var)2-10, whose product is annotated as E3 SUMO-protein ligase PIAS2. The transcript has 13 exons. Gene Ontology annotation, biological process: protein sumoylation; regulation of transcription by RNA polymerase II. The coding region runs from base 335 to 2275 and encodes 646 amino acids. Gene Ontology annotation, molecular function: transcription coregulator activity; SUMO ligase activity; zinc ion binding. Lineage: Eukaryota; Metazoa; Arthropoda; Insecta; Blattodea; Kalotermitidae. The record is from RefSeq and is a predicted model, not a curated record.